CACCUUUCCAUCACCAUGGGAGAAUGGACCAUCUUGGAGAGGCUGCUCGAGGCGGCUGUCCAGCAGCACUCUACCAUGAUUGGGAGGUGGCCAGAAAAAGGAGACCAAAGGGAUGUCCGUGUUGCUCUGUUUCUGCUGGAUAUGAUCCUGCUGACAGUGGUGGUGAUUUUCCGUAUCCUGAUAGUAGGCAUAGUGGGAGAGAAGGUUUAUGAGGAUGAGCAAAUCAUGUUCAUCUGUAACACCAUGCAGCCUGGCUGCAACCAGGCUUGUUAUGACAAGGCCUUCCCAAUCUCGCACAUCCGCUACUGGGUCUUUCAGAUCAUCUUGGUGUGCACGCCCAGCCUGUGCUUCAUCACGUAUUCUGUUCACCAGUCUGCAAAACAACGUGACCGAAGCUACUCCCUCCUGCAUCCUUACAUGGAUCACCACGGUCACGGUGGUCACCACGGUCGCCAUCAUGACCAUCACGCACGCAAGCUUCACUCUCGCAACAUCAACGGCAUACUGGUGCACCCCGACAGCAGUAAAGAGGACCACGACUGCCUGGAGGUCAAGGAGAUCCCCAACGGUCCCCGGGGACUCCCUCAAACACACAAGAGUGCUAAAGUGCGACGGCAGGAAGGCAUCUCCCGGUUUUACGUCAUCCAGGUUGUGUUCCGCAAUGCGCUGGAGAUCGGCUUCUUGGCCGGCCAGUACUUCCUGUAUGGCUUCAAUGUGCCAGGAAUGUUUGAGUGUGAUCGCUACCCAUGUGUGAAGGAGGUGGAGUGUUACGUGUCUCGUCCCACAGAAAAGACCGUGUUUCUGGUCUUUAUGUUUGCAGUGAGCGGCAUAUGUGUGCUGCUCAACCUGGCUGAGCUCAACCACCUUGGCUGGAGGAAGAUAAAAACGGCCAUCCGAGGGGUGCAGGCCCGAAGAAAGUCCAUCUGUGAAGUGCGCAAGAAGGAUGUUUCACACCUGUCCCAGGCCCCAAACCUGGGCAGAACCCAGUCUAGCGAGUCAGCCUACACACAUUCCUUGUUUUUUCCAGAACAUAUACAUAUCAUACAUUUGUGUGCACAUACUCAAAAAGUAAAGAAAAGAAAGAGCAGGAGGAUUUUACUAUCAGCUAUAAACAUCUCCAUAUGUUAUCUGUUUCCUUUGAAAUUCAGAACUGUCACUGAAUUGUGUAACUCAGUGAUUCAGAGGAUCAGCAUGGCAAACAAAGGACCCGCCUAUGGCUUCAGCCGAGAGGUACAGAGUAAGAUUGAUAAAAAAUACGACCCGGAACUGGAGGAAAGGCUGGUGGAGUGGUUCAUCGCCCAGUGUGGCUCGGGAGUCAGCCGGCCUGAGGCAGGCAAGACCGGCUUCCAAAACUGGCUCAAGGAUGGAUGUCUGCUGUGCGAGCUCAUCAACAGCCUGUAUGGAGCCAACAAGCCCAUCAAGACCAUCAAGAGCUCCGGCAUGGCAUUUAAGCAGAUGGAGCAAAUCUCCAUGUUUCUCAAAGCUGCAGAAAGCUAUGGAGUCACCAAAACCGACAUGUUCCAGACCGUAGACCUCUUUGAAGGCAAGGACCUGGCUGCAGUCCAGAGGACCCUGAUGGCUCUGGGUAGUUUGGCCGUCACAAGGGAUGAUGGAAAUUACAAAGGAGACCCCAACUGGUUCCAUAAGAAGUCCCAAGAGAACAGGAGGGAUUUCUCAGAGGAGCAGCUGACCGAGGGCAGAAAUGUCAUCGGCCUGCAAAUGGGCACAAACAAAGGAGCAUCUCAAGCUGGCAUGACAGGAUACGGACGACCCAGACAGAUCCUGUAAUAAAUCCUUUGAACCCUGAAACCUCCCACCCCUCAGACUCUCCUCCUUCUACCCUCUGAAAGGCCAUUCAGCGAGGAUGAAGAAACUCUUACCUUGGCCAUGAGGAGAUAAGCGACCAGACUAUUUUUCAAGGCUUAACUGGACCAAAACGGGGACCAACGAGACCAUGCGCACAUAUGAAAACCACAACACACACUUCAUGUUGAGCACACUUUUGUUAAUACAGACUUUUAUCAGAUCAAGUAAAACAAUUAGAGCAUUUUACACAGUGCUUUUACAAUCAUUCCAGUGGUUUUGCAUGUUUUCAUCAUAUAUCAAAUGUGCUUUGUGUGACAGUUGACUAUUUUCCAAGGGAUUAGACUGAUUUAGAGCCCUCCACAUGUCUAGUAGUUUCACUUCAGACAGAGACUUGAAACUUGCUUGAAAAAAGUAAUCCAUCACAUUCAACCUUUAGUCUGCUUUACCUUUCAUUUUAAUGGUUACAUUAUUGCUGCAUGGUAAUGCAGCUCUGAGCAGGAAGACUUCUCAAGGCUCUACCUACUGGUGCGUUCAAGGAUCUGAGAUUUGAGAGUUUUUAAUAGAUGACACACCUCUCUCUUUCUCUCUUCUCACAAUGUAGCUAUCAAUUCUUGGAUGUCAGAGUGUCCUUGAAUGCGCCACUAAGAAGAGCUUUGAAAAUGCUCCCUGCUCACGACUGCAGUGCUCACACAGCUUUAAUUGAACUUUUAAAAUGAACGAUAAAGACUAAAUUGAACUAACUGCUCAAUGAGAUAGAUUACCCAUUUCAAAUAAGUUUUAUUGUUGAAUUGCCUGGUUUAUAAAAGGUUUAAGAAAAACAAACUACAGUCAUGUGUGUUGUACCUGCCUCAUAACCAAAGCUGCAGUUAGAUGCUCUCAGUUAACUCUUUCUAAUCAAGAUGUUGGACCUCCUUUUUGAGUUUGAUACAUAUAACAACAAUGAUUUUGAAAUAAAGUUUGAUUUAACUGUAAAGAAGCCUCUU
This is a messenger RNA of Thunnus maccoyii (southern bluefin tuna), 2789 nucleotides long. RefSeq names its product gap junction delta-2 protein-like. The transcript has 8 exons. Lineage: Eukaryota; Metazoa; Chordata; Actinopteri; Scombriformes; Scombridae. Gene Ontology annotation, molecular function: protein binding. Gene Ontology annotation, cellular component: connexin complex. Gene Ontology annotation, biological process: cell communication. The coding region runs from base 16 to 1788 and encodes 590 amino acids. The record is from RefSeq and is a predicted model, not a curated record.